CCAAUCAAAAGUUCAAAAAUAUCACACCAAUCACCACACAUUAUUAGCUCAACCAACAGUGUUUCUCAUCUCCAUAAGAAGGCCAAGAUGAGCAUUUUGGUAUUGUUGGUUUUUUAUAUUAUUAGCUGAAAAUGGAGAAUUGUUACCCUUUUAGCUUGCUUGAACCUCCAAAUUGUGAUGGUUGCAAUGCUGCUGCUAUAAGCAAUGAGCCUCCUUUCGUAGUUCCAUGGCCAGUCGAACCUCUUUUCUCAGCUUCUAGCUCGGUUCGUUGCCACGGGUUUACUUCGCCAGCGAUACCUGAUAAAGCUACGGUGGCUUCCAAGAGCCAUAGUGAAGCCGAGAAGCGUCGGAGGGAUCGGAUUAACUCGCAGCUUACAGCUUUGAGGAAAUUGAUUCCCAAGUCUAACAAGAUGGACAAGGCAGCCUUAUUAGGAAGUGCAAUAGAGCAAGUCAAGGAUCUAAAACGAAAAGCAACAGAAAUCGGCAAAGCUUUUGCUAUACCGUCCGAAACCGAUGAAGUAUCUGUCGAUUACAAUGUUCCCGAAGACAAGACAUUCAUCAGGGUUUCGAUUUGUUGCGAUGAUCGGCCGGAAGUGUUUUCGGAACUCAUCCGAGUCCUCAAAGGGCUAAGGCUUAGCAUUGUGGAAGCUGAAAUUUCAAGUGUUGGUGGAAGAACCAAAAGCAAUUUGAUCCUUUGCAAUGAGAGUGAUAAUAGAGAAGGUGUUUCAAGCAAUCUAAAACAAUCUUUGAAUGUAGUUGUGAACAAGAUUAAUGCUUUAUCAUCGGAUGAAUCGAAAUCGAAUUAUCGGAUAAGGAGUAAGAGACAAAGGUUGUUCUUGUCUUCUUAGUUUACUCCGUAAUAAACAAGGUGAAUAUUUAAUA
This is a messenger RNA of Gossypium raimondii (Peruvian cotton), 882 nucleotides long. Its product is annotated as transcription factor bHLH51. Gene Ontology annotation, molecular function: protein dimerization activity; DNA-binding transcription factor activity. The transcript is spliced from 2 exons. Gene Ontology annotation, biological process: regulation of DNA-templated transcription. NCBI's taxonomy places the organism in Eukaryota, Viridiplantae, Streptophyta, Magnoliopsida, Malvales, Malvaceae. Bases 132 to 848 code for a protein of 238 amino acids. The record is from RefSeq and is a predicted model, not a curated record.